GCCAUUAACGCCAUUUUCCUCCACCACUCUCUCUCUCCUGUCUCUCUCUCAACUUGCAAGAAGUGAAUGAUAAACCAAAGUUGAGCAAGUCUUCAAGAUAGGUCCGCCAGACUCACCACUCUCUCUCUCUCUCUCUCUCUCUCUCAGCUCAGGCCAUAAUUCAACGUCGGACUCUCCGAACAAGAGGUGUGCCUGCAGUGUCUUGUUUGAUUACGCUAUAAUUUUCGCGUGCAGCCGAUUUCUAUUUAGACGUCUGGCGAAAAAAGAAACCCAAAAGGGUCGUUCGUUUUCUUGGGGUUGGUAAUCAAAUGGGAAUUUGCUUAAGUGCUCGAAUCAAAGCUGAGACUAGCCCUUCUCACACUGGGGAGAGUACAAAAUGUGUUAGCGCAGACGUGAAUGAUAUUAGUCGUUCGAGCAGUAAAUCCUCAUCAUCUUCUGUGCCUCCGACUCCUCGGAGUGAGGGGGAAAUCUUGCAGUCCUCUAAUUUGAAGAGUUUCAGUUAUGCUGAUCUCAAAAUGGCCACAAGGAACUUCCGUCCUGAUAGCGUUUUAGGAGAAGGUGGUUUCGGUUCAGUUUUCAAGGGUUGGAUCGAUGAGAACUCUUUUGCAGCUUCAAAACCAGGGACUGGUACGGUCAUUGCUGUGAAAAAGCUUAAUCUAGAAAGCUUCCAAGGUCACAAGGAGUGGCUGGCGGAAGUGAAUUAUCUGGGGCAGUUUUAUCAUCCACAUCUUGUCAAACUCAUUGGAUAUUGCUUGGAGGAUGAACACAGGCUUCUGGUGUAUGAAUUCAUGCCGAGGGGUAGCUUGGAAAAUCAUUUGUUCAGGAGAGGUUCUUACUUCCAGCCUCUUUCUUGGAACCUUCGGAUAAAGGUUGCACUUGAUGCGGCAAAGGGACUUGCUUUUCUUCAUAGUGCUGAAACAAAAGUGAUUUAUCGGGACUUCAAAACUUCUAAUAUUUUGCUUGAUACGAAUUACACUGCGAAGCUUUCUGACUUUGGGUUGGCUAAAGAUGGGCCGACUGGUGACAAAAGCCAUGUCUCCACUAGGGUCAUGGGAACUUAUGGAUAUGCAGCUCCAGAAUAUCUAGCCACUGGUCACUUGACUGCCAGGAGCGAUAUAUACAGCUUUGGAGUCGUUCUGCUUGAAAUGUUAUCCGGCCGGAGAGCAGUGGACAAGAAUAGGCCAUCUGGGGAACACAACCUGGUGGAAUGGGCCAAACCUUUCCUCACCAACAAACGUAAAAUCUUCCGAAUCCUAGACAGCCGUCUCGAGGGCCAGUACUCAUUGGACGUAGCCUGUAAGGCAGCCAACCUGGCACUUCGAUGUCUGUCCAUGGAGCCCAAGUUCAGGCCCAGCAUGGAUGAGGUGGUAAAAGAAUUGGAUCAGUUUAAUGAUUCGACAAAGGAAAUGGCAAAUACUCUCGGCAAUCAAGCUACUGGGCCGAGGCAUCGGAGACGAAGCGCGGGUGACCUUCCCAAGGCAAAUGUUGUUUCUGCUGUUGCUUAUCCCAGGCCAUCUGCAUCCCCGCUCUUUUCAAAGUGAAUCAAAAGGAGCUUUUGAUAGAAGUUUGUUCCCAGAUCAAUCGCAGACAUUCACAGUGGUCUAGCGUUGACAUAUGGACAUGGUAUUGAUGCAUCUCUGUGUAAUGACUGUACAGUUGCUUUUGCUACUAUAAGUGAAAUCCUAUCUUUCGCAACCCCAGUUUGUGAGCACUUGACGAAUUGCCCAGCUGGGUUCUGUGUUGCCUUCGACUGCGAAAAGGUUUGUAAGUUUUAACACUGAGUAUGGGCUGUGCCUUUUGCAUUGUUGAAGAUAGCUCAUUGUUCUGUCUAGGAUUUUUCCCCGCCUCACCCCCGAAGUCCCCGGGUGUCUGGUUUUGUCACCAUGUAAUACUCUGUAAUAUGAUACUUGUGCUCUCUUUUCAGACAAGGGAAAGAAGUUAUACUCUACUCAUUACUGAAGGAAA
Messenger RNA from Rhododendron vialii, 1965 nucleotides. RefSeq names its product probable serine/threonine-protein kinase PBL9. Lineage: Eukaryota; Viridiplantae; Streptophyta; Magnoliopsida; Ericales; Ericaceae. Gene Ontology annotation, molecular function: protein kinase activity; ATP binding. Gene Ontology annotation, biological process: protein phosphorylation. The transcript is spliced from 7 exons. Bases 309 to 1541 code for a protein of 410 amino acids. The record is from RefSeq and is a predicted model, not a curated record.